This is a messenger RNA of Hypomesus transpacificus, 4154 nucleotides long. RefSeq names its product membrane-associated guanylate kinase, WW and PDZ domain-containing protein 3-like. Gene Ontology annotation, molecular function: protein binding. The record is from RefSeq and is a predicted model, not a curated record. Gene Ontology annotation, cellular component: cytoplasm. Gene Ontology annotation, biological process: signal transduction. Lineage: Eukaryota; Metazoa; Chordata; Actinopteri; Osmeriformes; Osmeridae.
GUGAUGUGAUCGUAGAGAUCAACAGUACGUGUGUGCUGGGUAAGACCCACCCGGAGGUGGUCCUGAUGUUCCAGUCUGUCCCCGUCAGCCAGUACGUGGACAUGGUGCUCUGCAGGGGCUACCCUCUGCCUCCGGACGUGGACCUGACCAGCGACGACCCCCCGCCCCCGCCCCCCCCCAGCCCCGGCCUCCAGGGGGGCGAGGUGGUGACGGCCGUGCCCCUCCUCAACGGCCAGCCUCUCCUGGUGGAGGGAGAGGCCUUGCUCGGCUCCUCCCAGGAGCUCCACUACGUGACCACCGACGCAAGCGGGCGGCCCGUGGUGGCCGCUCUGCCCAGCGGGGGGCGCCAAGCCGAGGCUGGGGGGGCCAUGCUGCAGCCGGAGCUGGUCAACGUGCCCCUCAUGAAGGGGCCAGGGGGGUUUGGGUUUGCCAUCGCAGACUGCCCCCUGGGCCAGAAGGUGAAGAUGAUCCUGGAUGCACAGUGGUGCCGCGGUCUGCUGAAGGGGGAUGUCAUCAAGGAGGUGGAACACCACAACGUGCAGACCCUCAGCCACGCCCAGGUGGUGGACAUCCUGAAGGAGCUGCCGGUGGGGAGGGAGGUCAACCUGCUGGUGCUGAGAGGAGGUCACACCUCCCCUGUUAAGAGCCUCAAACCUAAACAGGAGAUGACAACUAGCACCCACAGUCUGGACUGUCUCCCUGACUCCGCCCCCCAGCCUCUGCCCUACCACGCCCUCACGCUAGGCUUCGCCUCCCCCAAGAGGGAUGCUACAGAGAUGUACCUCAAGUCCCGUGCCCUGCUGGAGAGCAAGCAACCCUUCACCAGAGACCUGGAUGUGUUCAUCAGGAGGGACCAGGAGACAGGCUUCGGUUUCCGUGUCCUGGGAGGAGAGGGGCCGGAGCAGCCAGUGUACAUCGGUGCCAUCAUUGCCAUGGGAGCGGCAGAGAAGGACGGGCGUCUGCGAGCAGGAGACGAGCUGAUUGGUAUUGACGGCAUCAUGGUGAAGGGACGCUCCCACAAGCAGGUGCUCGAUCUGAUGACCAACGCUGCUCGCAACGGACAGGUGCUGCUCACCGUCCGCAGGAAGGUCAUCUACAGAGACGCCACGGAGGAGGAGGCCUUUCAGAGCCUGCCCCCAGCACUGGCCAACGGCUCCCCCCGCCUUCCCCGCCUGCAGCCCACCUUCAGCAGCUUGGACCAGCCCACCUUCAGCAGCUUGGACCAGCCCACCUUCAGCAGCUUGGACCAGCCCACCUUCAGCAGCUUGGACCAGCCCACCUUCAGCAGCUUGGACCAGCCCUCCUUCGACAUCACGCUGCACCGCAGGGACAGCGAGGGCUUUGGAUUCGUCAUUCUCACGUCCAAGAGCCGCCCUCCGCUGGGAGUGAUCCCUCACAAGAUCGGCCGCAUCAUCGAGGGCAGCCCGGCAGAGCGCUGCGGCGUGCUGAACGUGGGAGACCGCAUCUCUGCAGUGAACGGGCGCUCCAUCAUCGAGCUGUCACACAACGACAUCGUGCUGCUCAUCAAAGAGGCUGGCCUCUGUGUCACACUCACCGUGGUCCCCGAGGAUGAGUACAAGGGCCCCCCGUCAGGAGCCAGCUCAGCUAAGCAGAGCCCCGCCCCCCAGCACAGGACCCUGUCUGCCCAACAGGACGAGCAUUUCAACUUGGACCUGGAGGAGAACAGAGAGGAAGUCAGCUGGUCAGAAUACAAGACACUUCCUGUGGGCAACCAAGGAACACUGUGUGUUACAGGCCCCAAACAGGACUGCCUGACAGUGGAGCUGGAUCGGGGAGAGAGGGGGUUUGGGUUCAGCCUGCGCGGGGGGACAGAGUACAACAUGGGGCUGUACAUCCUGCGCCUGGCAGAAGACGGCCCAGCCCAGAUGGACGGCAGGAUCAGAGUGGGGGACCAGAUAGUGGAGAUCAACAGGGAGCCCACCCAGGGCAUCUCUCACACCCGGGCCAUAGAGCUGAUCCAGGCUGGGGGCAGUAAGGUUCUGCUGCUGCUCUGCCCCGGGGCAGGCCUGGCACAGGACAGCAGUGAGUCUGCACUUCCUGGUACACCUCACUCACUUCCUGGUCUGCGGACACCGACUGCCAUUUCACCCGCCAGUUCGCCCAGAGACACGCCUCCCCUCCUCUCUCCUCUCCACGCUAGCUCCACCAUGUCAGGUUCCUCUGCCCCCCCGGCCCCCCGUCCUUACACCAGCAGGGGCCCAGGGGAGGGGGGCAGGGAGCAGGGGGACCAGCCGGAGGACAGUCCGCCCCCCAACAGCCUCUCCACCCACCGUCAGGAACCCAGACGCCCAAAAACAGCAGGGGACACACCGUCCCUCCCCAAAGCCAAAGAGCGCUCAAACAGUCCCAAAAAACACCAGAGGAGUAAACAGGAAGUGGAACAAAGCAAGACAAACAGGAAGUCCCACCCACAGAAAGAAAGCAGGUCCCCCAGCCCCAGGAAGGCACCUGGAGCUGGACAGGAAGUGGCAAGAGUUUAUCAACAGGCAGACAGACCACAAAGGCAGCAGAGGAAGGAUGCCAGCGGAGAGGUUAAAGAAAAGAAGUUCGCUAAACGAGGGGAUGCCAGGGGCAGGAGCUGUCGGGGGGGCGAGGAGGGCGAGGCUGCCACUGAGCUGGUUGCUAGUAGCGAGAAGACCGGGGCCGAGGCCCGGCGUGACCCUCCCAGGGAGAAGCAGGGGGGAGGGGGGGGAGAGGCAGGCACAAGGCCUGCUGAGGGGAGGAGCCAGGCCAGCAAAGACCCGGGUCGGGAGGUCUGGAAAGCAGAGACUGGCGAAAGAGAGGAGAGGAGCAGGAGGGAAAGCAAGACUUCCUCUAAAGAGGAGCGGAGCAGAGAGGAGUCUGCAGCCACCUCCCCUCGCAGCUCCCAGGGGCCUCCUGACCCCAGGGCCCCCCUGAGCCCGGGCCCCUGGAGAGUGCCCUGCUCUGCCAGGAUCCUGUCCCACGCAGAGGCCCUGAGGGGCCCGCUCUGACACACCUCCACACGGCCCAACACUAAACCAAACCUACAACUGUGUUUUUCUUCAUUUUAGAGUGCUGGUGAUUUUUUGGGGUGGGGUGGGGUGGGGUGGUGGGGUGGCUGUUUUGACUUGAAGCUCCUCUGGUCUUCUGUGUCCUCAAUGUUCCUGUGCAGGACUUGGGUCUUACCUCUUUGACAGUGCAUCUGCAUGUAGCACAACUGCUCGCUCUCUCUCUCUUAACUCUUUUUCUUAACUCUCUUUUCUUUCCCCCGUCAGCGCAGGGCCAUGGUCAGACUAACCCUAACCCUGAUGUGAAUAUAUGUGCCAAUGUAGGGAUGUCGACUAUAGACAGCCAGGCCUCAGCUGUUACGAUGCAACCUUCCCAUAUGCAACUGAGGACAGGAGCCCUGCCUCCGACCUGCUCCAAGGUCUUUGGGUUGAGGGGGGUUAGCGCCGUGCCCCCACCUCCACCGGUGUCUUCGCUCAGUUGCAUGUCACGUCCACGCAUCUUCGGGUUUUACUUGCAAACUUCCGUUCAGCGGCACUGCGGACGCCUGCUCCUGCUUGUAGGUAGAUCACUAUGAUGACCAUGUGACCUUCUGUCCAGGCAGGGCCGAGCCCAGACAACAGUCCUUGCCAGGAUUUUAGACUGUUCUAAGACUAUUGUAGAGACAAUUCCUUCUCGUUAUAAAAUAUAUCACUACAGAAGACCAGAAGCUUGUGGUUUGAGAUAUUGUUUACCACAUGUAUGAUUACCUUAUGUGUAAUUUAUUUAAAUUCUAGAUUAAUAUGUGUAUCUGUAGCCGUACUGAAACACUCCACAUUUUGCUCUAGAUCUCAGAGGUCGGUUGGGACCGAUCUUCUCAUGUAUCCUACUUCUAGUAACUUCCAUGGGUCUUCACACAAAUUGCCAUGUGUUUACCACAAGUUUGCCAUAGCUCAAAAUAUGUGUUUUUAUUGUUGACAAAAAUGUGAGAAUUGUCAUAUUUUACAGAAUUUUACAGUUUUGGUGUUUGACCGGUCUGUUUAAAUGCACCACACACUUUCCUGCGUAGCGUUCUAGGACCACUAUGACAUGUGACUGCUCAGAGAGUCUGAUCUCUACAGGUGGGGUCUGAUCUCUACAGGUGGGGUCUGAUCUCUACAGGUGGGGGGGUCUGAUCUGUACAGGUG